AUGAACCAUUUGCAUGAAUCGUCCUCGAUCACUGCGGACGAUUCAUACAUGAAUCAGCCUCGAUCACUGCGGACGUUGCACGAUGGCUUUUUAUUUCAAAACUUGCGGAUUUUGCGCUUUCAAGAAACACCAGACACUGGAGCAGUUAUUGUCACCUAUUGGUCACCUAUUGGUCACCUAUUGGUCACCUAUUGGGGAUUGAGGGCUUCGUCAAGGAAGCUGAAUACGGACUUUGAUGCCAGUCCAGAGGAGUACUUGACACAUCUGCGCAAAUUUAACUCAGAAGUCAAGGAAAUGAUGAAAACCCUCGACAAGAAGCCCGACAAGAAGCCCGAGAGAAAAACGAAUGUU
Molecule: messenger RNA, 351 nt
Organism: Mesorhabditis belari
Lineage: Eukaryota; Metazoa; Nematoda; Chromadorea; Rhabditida; Rhabditidae
Source: the annotation of a GenBank genome assembly